AGCGAUGUUGGCUUUGAUAUAAAGACCUUAGAUACCGUAUUGUCCCAAAACAAACUAAUAACGAACUUYACGUACUGGACCUCGGUUAACGAUGAACCACCAAACUCGCCCAUAAAGCUAAGAACUUUGAUAAACUUUUACUCAAUCAGUUAAAGGAACUUUUAGAUAAAUGUUAUAUCAAGAUUCAACUGAUCGGAAGUAUGUUUAUAACUGUGAAAUAUGGUGAUUACCAACAAGCCUUAUUYAACCCAAACUGUCUGACRAAAAACCUUUUAGAUGAUAUYAAGAGAAGAUGCAARUGCGAAAAAGACGCUUUAGUGGACUUAUCUGAUGAACAUGGUAACAUCAAAAACCUCCUUCAGAAUACCAAUAGACCAGCAGUUGACGUACUCAAGCCUAGGGGCACAUUCAUUCUAAUCAGAGUAGAAAAGAAAGAGAACACAGAAAUUCCAACAUACACACCAUUAUGUACUGAUAUAGAAGUGGUAACAACAGCAUUUGUAGAACGUYUGACUCGUCCAGACAGCCAGUUAAGUCAGAGAAACGUUGAAAGCCGUCAAAGAAGAAAGUCAAGUAGUUCAUCAUGGCAGCGAGCAAGAACAUCAUUGAUGUCAGUUAGUGGUAACACAAAGGCACGAAAACCAUCUAAACAAGACAAACGAUCUGUACAAAUAUCCAGGGAAAAUACCAAAUUAGUUACUUUAUAGCUUCGACAUGAACAAAAAUGAAAAAAUUUGAAUGCAUAGUUGUGACACUAGUACCUGUUAUCAAUGUGGUGCCAUGCAUCAUUGAUACUAAUGAUCUGUAGAAAUUGUACACAGAAGAUCAACCCAGUGUGUUCAUCCACUCUGAUCCAUUCACCUUCAUAAAGGACCGUUUCUCCUGACCAAAGUUAGACUUCCCUCACAAAAUACAACAAAGCAAUACCCUAUAUAUCAUUUUAUCAGGAUAUUAUGAGUAGGGUCAUCAUAACAAUAACAUGUUAUAUAACUUCAUUGAUGGUGGAGUUUUAAGAUUGA
This is a messenger RNA of Exaiptasia diaphana, 1019 nucleotides long. RefSeq lists its product as uncharacterized. Bases 201 to 707 code for a protein of 168 amino acids. The record is from RefSeq and is a predicted model, not a curated record. NCBI's taxonomy places the organism in Eukaryota, Metazoa, Cnidaria, Anthozoa, Actiniaria, Aiptasiidae. The transcript is spliced from 5 exons.